UCAAUCACUUUCAUGAUCGGUUGUCCGUCCGUCGAUGAUGGUCUGAGGUAAAACAAAAAUAAAAAAAAAGAAAAUGGAGAAGUGUCUAAGCGAAGAGUUUUCCCGUUGACUCCGUGCUUCCUGAAUCUGAAGGCGGCUGUUGACGAGUGGCUUUCCCCUCCUCCCUCCGGCUUUCUGAGGGGGAGAGAGGGGUAAAGUCUUGAAGACAACCGCCGCCAUGGCCGAGUUCGUGUUGCCGCGGCACAGCGCCGUGGUUGAGCGGCUCCGUAAGCGGAUCGAGCUGUGCCGCCGGCACCACACGGCCUGCGAGGCGCGCUACCAGCGGGCCUCGGCCGAGCGCCUGGACCUAGAGCGCCAGCACAGCCUGGCCCUCCACCAGCGCUGCCUACAGGCGAAGAACAAGCGGGCCGGCAAGCAGCGGCCUCCCCAGCCUCAGCCUCCGCCACCACCGCCUCCUACUACAGCCGUGCAGCAAGACUCGCAGGUCGGCUUCAGGAGCAGCAACCCCGGGGCCGCAACCAGCAAUGUGGACUCUCCUCCAGGAGCUGCGAGCGGGGAUCAAAGCAGAACAAGCACGCUGCAGGCGCUUCACGAGAGAGUGAAGAAGAAAUUGAUGGUUGAUGGCUCAUCUUUGAAUGGAGAUCAACAAAAUGGAUUUGAAGAUGGGAGCUAUUCAAGCCCUAAGAAACUCCGAUUGAAUGGAGAAGAUGCAUCAGGAUUGCUUGCAGUUAAUGCAUCUUCUAAUGGCAUGCCACCAAUGUCUCCGCUGCACCAACGUGACAAAAGAACUGUAAUUGGAGAGAGCACACAAAGCAAUGGAAACCAUUCCUUGGGCUUGGAUAAUGUGAAGAAAGAAAAUAUUCCUGACUCCAGUGUGCAGGUGAAUGGGAACUGUGAUGGUGCUGAUGGGUUCACUCUUAUUAAAGAACUUAAACAGGAGUCUAUGUUGGAUUUACAUGGUAUGAACCCUGCAGGCGCUUCUCUGUCUCAGAAUAACAUGUUUCCAGAUAUUAAUUUGAAUGAACAAGAGUGGCAGGAAUUGUUUGAUGAGCUAAACCGAUCUGUGCCAGACCAAGAUAUACAGGAUCUCUUCAAUGAAGAUUUUGAGGACAAAAAGGAUAUUGAACCGGCUGGUUCUUCUGAUCAAACAACCUUACAAGACAGCUUAACAAUAAAAACUGAGAUUUCUCCAUCUUCCUUUGAGCACGAGCAAAAAGGAUCUUCGCAAACUAGACCAUCUGCAUCAGGACCUUCAUUUUCAAGUGUAUCUGUCGCUCCUAUUAAUACAGUCCCUUCAGGAGCUGGUAUUUCUCAGGCUAUGGCACAAACAACACGCCCGACUCAGCUUUCAAUAAGACCGGAGUCUAGCACCCUGUUGCCUGGGAAGGCAGGGCCAUCUGUGGAACGGUCUCCUGCACAGCAGCUGCAGCAGAUGGCUGCUAAACAGAAGCAAAGAGCACAACUCCUACAGAAACAGCAAAUGCAGCACCCCCCGUCGAAUCAGGUACCAAACUGGUCAGCAGCACCUACCCAAAGCCCUCUUGGUGGACCCUACAGCCUCGAGAAACCUAACAGUCCUUCACUGUACCCACAAGACUUCAACCAAAAGCUUCCAAUGACCAGUGUGCAGCCAAAGAGCUCUCCAAAAGCUGGUGGUAAUUACCUUCAGCCAAAUCGUGUUCCAAUGUUAAGCCAUCAGCCUAACACUUUGGGUCAAAAUUCCACAAACAGCCAGGCUCCUCUGCUAAGCUAUGCCAACACUAAACGGUUAACUCAUUUUGAGAUGGAUAACAAUCCAAGAGCCGUGCCACCUAACCACAACAAAACUGCAAUGUUUGCCUAUGUGAGACAGCAGCAGACACUUUCCCAUCUCAGUGAUGAGCAGAAACGAAUGCUGUUGAAACAAAAGGAGCUUCCCCAGGGUGCUGUUACAUACAGGCCUCUUCUGCAGCACAGCCAGGAUCAAAAUCCUGGAACUGUCACCAGGACAUCAAACUCUGUCCAGGCAUCAGGUCCAGGCACUCAGCCUCCACCUGCUUCUAUCGCUGGUAACCAUGGAAAUGCUGCAUACAUCGGUACCCAGCAGCAGGCUGUCGCCAUGAAGCAGCAAAUUUUGAUGGAUCAGAAGCAACGAGAGCAGCAGUUACAGUUGAUGGAGCAGCAGAAGCAGCAAUAUCUUCAGAGACAGCAGCUGCUGGCAGAGCAGGAGAAGCAAAGAAAACAGCAGGAACAACAAUUGCAGAGGCACCUCACAAGGCCCCCGCCUCAAUAUCAAGACCAGCAGCAAAACCAGUACCGUGUUGAGCAAGUUAACCAGUUUCAGGGUCCCCCUCAAGUUCUUCCAACGGUUGGAAAUCUGGCUGCUGUGAAUGCAAGCAGCUCACGGUUGUUCCCUCAGAAUCAAAGCAUGAUCCAGAUUGGGCAAAGCCAGAGUUCUGCCUCCUCCAGUAGUUCUGCUGCUGGUCAGUCGGAACUAGGAGCAUCUCAGUACGGUAAUAUGCACAAUGUCCAACAGGGAAUGUACAAUGUAGGGUCAAAUGUGAACCAAAUGCUUCCACAUUCUGCCCAGGGCACAAUUGGAAAUGGGCAGCAUUCAAAUACAUUGCAGAUGCAACCUAGUAUGACUCAAGGAACUCCCAUGGUAACAGGAUACGGUCAAAAUCACCUCAACAGCUCAAACCAUGCACAACAGCAACACAACAAAGGAACGGUGAACCAGCCUGUCUCAAAGACCCACUUGCAGAGGUUACCAGGUGCUGUGGUAAGCCAAAAUCCAACAUGGCCCAGUCAAUCUUUGCAAAGCAUAAAUAACCAAAAUCAGACAAACAGCAAUCUAGUAGCAUUCAGCAGUACCUCAACCUUCCAUGUGCGUCCGUCUCGGCCUAAAUUUGCCAGCCAGCAAUUUGUGCAGGGAAUGUCUCGUGCAGGUCUUGCGUCAGUCAGACCAGUGGGAUCCAUCAACUCAACUGUUGGUGACCAAGUGAUACCUGCAUUAGGUGGACCUCUGUCACGGACAAACCAACCCUUGCAGCAGACUAUCCCUAGUUUAAACCAGUCCAUUCCGGACAUGACUAACUUUGCUUCCGGCCAACAAAUGGCCGCAAGGGGCAACCUCCAAUGCAACCAGGUUUACCAGGUAAGAGGCUCAAGCCAGGAACUACCUUUUAACUAUGGUAACCAGUCUGGUGGUAGCUCAGUUCAGGGGUUACCUGGAGAUACAGACUUGAUGGACUCUCUAUUGAAAAACAGGACUACAGAGGAAUGGAUAAUUGAUUUGGAUGAACUUUUGGGAUCUCAUCAUUGAAGGAUAGCUUGCUGAUCACAUGUAAUUUUUGAAUUUUUAUAUAAACAAUUUGGGACCAAAAAAUAAAACUGACAAAAUCCCCGUGGCACAUGGCAGGUAAAAAUGUGUGGUUGGGAAUGGUAUUAUGGACAGGUUUUUAAAAUAUUUCUAUUUUAUUGCGAAAUGGUCAGAUUACAACAUGUUUAUAUAAAAUAUAGUUUUUUAAAAAGUUCCUUUAUUGUACACGGGUUGUUCCUUGCCAGUCAGAAAAUCCACAUCCGAUCACAAUUUUUUGAGUAGUCAUCUCCACCCCUGUUUACCCAAGCUUGCCAGAUCAUAGUCAAGUAAUAGAAAUGGAGAUUGUUGGAAACACAUGGCUGGUUUGCCAGUUUUUGUACAUGUUUGCAAAAAGCCUAAUUAAUCUAAUGAAGAAUACACAUCUCUCUUUCUUGAUGUAGGUUGGCCUCUUGCCCAUUUCAAAAGUUUUCCAUUUUAUUUCAAGUUUUAGUCCUUUACAUUUUUGUUGCAUACUAUUCAGUAUUUUACCAUUUGCCAGUCAUUUCCCUUACUCUUGAUUUUAGUGGUAGCUUGGUCUUGCAGCCCAGCUAUUUCUCAAGAAAGGAAGUGACCAAUAAAGUCACUUAUUAAGAUGCAUUAUUAAGGGUUGAAUUCUUCAGCAGACAAAGCAGCCAUUGGCCCAUUGUGUCUGACAAGAAAGCACUCUGCCUAAUCCCACUUUCCAACCCCUUGUCUGUAGCCGUGGAGUUUAUGGCACUUCACCUAUAUAUCUAGGUUAUUUUUAAUUGUUGUUGAAGUUUUUUCCUCUACUACCCUAUCAGGCGGUGGGUUCCGGAACCGCCUCAUCCUAGUGAAAAUCAUUUUUCUGUAAUAACCUCUGAACCCCUUACCUCUCAACCUAAAUUGACAUCACAUUGUUAUGGAUCCCUUAAGCAGAUGAAGUGCAUAGGAAAGACCCCUUAAUUUGAUACAUUUCAGUUACGCCUGCCCUUAGCCGUCUCUCUUCGAAAGGAAGCAAUUAGUGUAUCCGGUCUUUCCUCACAAUUCAAAUUCUCCAGUCUGGGUAGCAUUCUUGUACCCUCAAGUGCAAUCACAUCUUUCCUAUUGUGUGUGAGCUGUUUUGUGCCAUUUUUUGUUGUGUCCCUGAUUUUAGAUCAUCUGCUUUAGUUAAUAGAGGGAAGGAUUCUGUAUUCCUCCUUGGUCACCUUAGCAACCCAUCCUUGCUGCUUUGUAGUGUGAUCUCAGCUUCCUGCUAUGUAAUUUGUGUAUGUUGUUCUGAUUCUGAUCUCAUUUUAGUUUUUUCUUUCUUCACUUUCUUGCUUUUUAUAUGACUUUCUAGCCAAGUUCAGCAAAAAAAGUGUGAGGUUUUUUAUGAAUUGCUCACUACAAAAUCAUCACGCGUCUUAGUUUAUCAUUUAUUUCCCAACCAUCUGUGUUGUGCGAGGCCCCAAAGGGCUCUCACUUUUAAGGAUGUGAAACUGCAGUCUGUUCAACAAAAAAAAGGGCAAGUUUCCUUCCCUCAAGUGCUUUAUUGAACCAGUGUUUCAGAUGGUUUGACAUAUUUGUUGUCAUGCACCAAAUUAUAAAAUUUAUUUCUGGAUCCCUUUUUCAAAAAUGUAUUCAAAUCAUGUUUCUCAAUGGGAUUUGAAUUCAUGUUUUCUGCAUUGUUAGUUUGGAAAUAUAACUACACCACUGUACCCCAUGGAAGUGAUCACUGUUCUCUUGCUCACAGUAGGAGAUAAGAAAUAAUACUGCGUUUGGAGUAUUCUUAAAUUAUAGUUGGAACGCAUCUGCAUUGCUGUAUUGAACAGUUCAUUGCACUUUACUUUUUUGUUUCAGAUCCCCCACAUCCCUGUAAAUUUGGAUUUGAUGGGGGCUUAGAAUACGAGUUAUUGUAUGUAAAGGCAUUUGUGGCACUAUGGUCUCUUUGGGCCUAUAGUCAAUCAAUUGAAUAAACUCCAUUUGGAUUGUUUCGGAAUCCUGACCAGACUUGUUUCAAACUUUUAAAAGUAGUUUGGCAGCUGAAAAAGUUAAAUUGCACUAUGCACUCAGUGACUGUUUCAUGCUUAUUUUAUCUUGUCCAGGCCACUGAGAGCAUAGUAUUUAAAGGGGAGGUUUUGACAUCUGCCAGUGCCUCAGGUAUGCUGUCUUUUUUUAGUAUUGGAAAUAUGGCUCUUUGGAGGCCUAUGCCACAUUUGUCUCUUCUGGAUAUUUAUAUACCAGAUGCAUUUGGGAGUGGCGGGGGUUUAGUAUUUGUCUUUUUCACUUGACUGGUGCAGGUGCAUAUUAUCAGGAUGAAAUGGCCAGAUACAGAAUGAAAAUCAGCCAUUCAUUUUCCCAACCAUCCAUUUCCCAUGGUUGAAAUAUCCUAUAACAAAUUUAUUGAAUUCCAAUCAUGGUGCUUGCAGAAUCUUAAUGUUUAAGUCAGUCAGAUUGUGUGCGUGUGUAUAUAAAUGUUUACAUUUUUAUAAAAGAAAAAUUGAUAUAAGUAUUUAGUUCCUUGUCUGUAAUAUAUUUUUGCAUUUUAUAGUUAAACGCAUUUCUUGGUAUGAUUUUUUUUCUAACUCUUAACUCUGCAACUGUAUUGAUAUUGACUGUACUCACUCUCUAACCUUCAUUUUUGUAUUCAGCUGUAAUGUCAGACUUUGAACCCCCACUAUUUGAACUUUUAAAGAUCAAUUCUGGGGGGAAAUAACCAAUGGCCAAAUCUGGUUUUAGUCAUUCUCUCCUUCAGAAUUGAAGGUUUUUAAAAAAGGUUUAAUUUAGUUUGCCCAGAAUCGGUGUUCUUUAAUGAAUAUUCCAUGUGUGUAUGUCAGGUUAUAGACAUCAAGUUCACCUGAGACUUGUUUUAUGUUAAUAUACAGUUUUGUUUUGAUUGAUCUCAUCCAACCUGCAUCCUCAUUGGACCCAUUGUAUCCCUGUGUAGAAAUGAAUCCAACUGAAGCCAGUUUAUAGUAUUGGGUCUAAUGACGUCUAAUUUUAUCUCGAGUUUUAACUCUCAUCUUAAUAGUACAUGCUGGCAGUUUUAAAGUUUUGACAAUUCAUUUCUGCUCCAAUCUUCUAAAAGGUAUCUGAUAUGUAUUUUUAAAACAAUCUUUAUUAACUUUAAUUCAGAUUAAAUCAAUACAUAUAGGUUAAAUACAGAUAAAGCUUUUAUUUGUGCCAAGCAAGCUAUAAAUGAUGCUAUUUUUGUUCCCCUAUGUACAACUUUUAAAGUGUUUUUAAAUGUUAAUCAAAUUGCAGUAAAGAAAGUGGUAUAAUUGCUCUUUUAAGUUUAAAAGUGUAAUUAAGAAAAUGAAGAUUCAAACAAUUGCAUACCAUUUUGGCACUGCACUUGGAAUUCAAAAAGCUAAUAUCAAAUCUGUCACUUUACAGUAAUUGUCUUCAUUCCUCUAGUUUGUGGCCUCUUUUACAGGUUAGGGUAUCUCUCAGAUUGCAUUUGCUAACUGACCCUCCUGGGCCUUGGGCAAGCUUGAUUUUUUUUUUAGUAAAUCUAUUGUGUUACUUGAAAAUAUAUAUAAUUGAAAGUGAAUUGAUGUUGACAUUUAAUGUACUACAUUGGAAAGUAGAGAACAAAAUAGGCUUCUGUCAAAUUUGCUAUUGGUGCCUGAAGAGGUUUUUAAACUAGUUAGAAAUGGUCAUUGGUAUUUAAUUGCCAGAAUAAUCUAAAUUAAAUAAAUAGGUCUGAGUUCAGUCUUCUCACUUUUAUAUUUUUAAGAGGCCCUGUUUAUAUUUGUGUAGUGUUAAUUUUAUUUGAUUAACUCUUCAAACACGGGGACAGGCCUUUCAUAUUACAAAAGAUUCUUGGGCCAUCUGUGGAAAACAAUUCUCAGCUUUUAAUUCUCUUUUAUGAAAGAAUGCUGUUAAUGCACACUCUCCAAUAGUACUGAUAUCAGUGCAAUCCUGGGCUGAAUUGACAGCCCAUUUCUCCUGUACCUGGGUUCUCCUCAACAAGCUGAUGGCGACCCAUCUAGUGUCAGCACUGAAAGCUGGAGUAUUUUCUCCUUCAACAAACUCAUGACUGAACUUUGAACUUUUAACCUACUCCACUUUCCUGUUCUACCCAUAUCCCUUAAUGAGUGGGAGGUAUGCUGCCAAUUGGCCUUGCAUUACUUUUUAAACAGUACUAUUGGGAAGUGAAAUUUUCUGGACAUGCGCUAUGUACCCUCCUCUGUCAUAGCUGCUCCCAUGUUCAUUUUCACCAUGAUCAGAAAUCCCUGUAUGUGGCUCUCAACAAAGCAUUGAAAAGAGGUUGUGACCCUCAGUAGUAACACUGCUUGAGGACCUGUCUGUAAUUGUCAGAUUGGGAAGUGAUUUGGUCAUCAUCAUGUCAAUGGAUCAGUGACACUGUUGGAUAUCUCUGUUCCUUUGACGUUAGGGGCCCCUUUUUUGUGGUCUCUCUCAGGUCGUACAGAGUGUGAUUGAGAGCACAGCUGCCUGAAACCAAGCCCCUGUCAAUGUUGCUGUGAUCUCCUGGCUACAUUGUGGACAGAAGUAUAUGAAUUUGACUCUCUGAACAUCCCAACGGAAUCUGGCCAAGAUUGGUGUGGGGACUGGCUUACUGAUACAGUAUUGGUGUUUGUGUUAAUACUUUAAGAGGUUCAACCUUGCAUUCUGGCGAUGGGGUCAGUAGAUCUAAGUUGAAAACUUUGUAGGAACCUGCUGGACUUCGUAUAAUGAAUUUGUUUCAGUUUAUCUAAAACUGUUUCCCAUUCUCCACUUAUGAUUAACCCAAACUAGAUUUGGCCAUGUGGGAUUUUUUCUAUCAUAAACUAUUUAAUUGUAAAUAAACUAAAUAUUGAGAACC
This is a messenger RNA of Stegostoma tigrinum, 8108 nucleotides long. It is a transcript of the gene maml1, whose product is annotated as mastermind-like transcriptional coactivator 1. Lineage: Eukaryota; Metazoa; Chordata; Chondrichthyes; Orectolobiformes; Stegostomatidae. The transcript has 5 exons. Gene Ontology annotation, molecular function: transcription coactivator activity. Bases 218 to 3304 code for a protein of 1028 amino acids. Gene Ontology annotation, cellular component: nuclear speck; nucleoplasm. The record is from RefSeq and is a predicted model, not a curated record. Gene Ontology annotation, biological process: Notch signaling pathway; positive regulation of transcription of Notch receptor target.